This is a messenger RNA of Oncorhynchus masou masou (cherry salmon), 1678 nucleotides long. Its product is annotated as four and a half LIM domains protein 3-like. Gene Ontology annotation, biological process: actin cytoskeleton organization. Gene Ontology annotation, molecular function: actin binding; transcription coregulator activity. The record is from RefSeq and is a predicted model, not a curated record. Lineage: Eukaryota; Metazoa; Chordata; Actinopteri; Salmoniformes; Salmonidae. The transcript has 6 exons. Bases 163 to 1011 code for a protein of 282 amino acids. Gene Ontology annotation, cellular component: Z disc; stress fiber; nucleus.
UGUUGCGCACAGGAGGUAGUAGGCUGCACGAUGCAUUUCACAUUCGUUGAAGUUGAGAAGGGUUCAGCACUGCGUCGGAUCUUGACUUGUCAAUAUUUGGAGUCAAUUUUACUGCCAGAGAAAAGCUGCAAGCUACAGGAGGUGAAUCAGGGAUAAGACAACAUGAGUGACCGUUUUGACUGUGGCGAGUGCAAGGAGUCCCUGUACGGACGCAAAUACAUCCAAGUGGAGGACGUUCCCCACUGCAUCCCUUGCUAUGACCGCCUGUAUGCCAACACAUGUCAGGAGUGCAAGGAGCUCAUCGCACACAAUGCACGGGAGCUGUUCUAUGAGGACAGACAUUACCAUGAACACUGUUUCCGUUGUUUCCGCUGCGAUCGCUCCCUGGCAGACGAGCCCUUCACCAGCCAGGAGGAGGCGCUGCUGUGCAACGACUGCUACUGCAAUGAGUUCUCCUCCAAGUGUGUGGCCUGCGACAAGACCGUUAUGCCAGGCUCAAAGAAGUUGGAGUAUGAGGGCUCUGCAUGGCACGAGAACUGCUUUGUGUGCCAUGGCUGUGAGAAGCCCAUCGGUGCCCAGUCCUUCAUCCCAGACAAAGACCACUACUACUGUGUACCAUGCUACGAGGGCAGGUUUGCCCCGCGAUGCAGCCACUGCAAAAAGGCACUGGCAACAGGGGGUGUGAGCUACAAGGAUGAGACAUGGCACAAAGAGUGUUUCGUGUGCACAGGAUGCAAGAUCCCACUGGCCGGCCAGCCCUUCACCUCCCAGGGAGACACGCCCUACUGUGUCAAGUGCUUCAGCAGCAUCUACGCACAGAAGUGUGCCUCCUGUAACUCGCCCAUCACAGGGUUUGGCGAGGGGAAGUAUAUUUCUUUCCAGGAUCGUCAAUGGCACCAGCCCUGCUUCAAGUGCUCCCGCUGCUCCGUCUCUCUGGUUGGGGCUGGCUUCUUCCCCGACCGUGACCAGAUCCUGUGUGGAGACUGCAACAACGACCAAGAAGACCAAUGAGAAUCACUGUCUUCGUCCUUCAACUGCACCUGACCAAUCACAAAUGUACAGUAAUAGCUAACAAGUUUGUAACACAGUGGUGUCCACUUCCAGAUUUGUUAACAUCUACAGUACAGUACAGAGAGCAUCUAAACCUCAACAUAUUAAAGCAAACACUACAUUUUAUACUACAUCACCUUAAAUAUAUUUAUAUUUUUAAAAUUAAAUCAGCAUUGCAUGUAUUCUGUUAAACUGCCUUUACAACAUAAAUCACAUUGAAAUGUAUGUUGAAAUGUAUGUUUUAAGUCAGCAAACAAGUAUGAUGUAACUAAAGCUUUUCCUCUUGUAAUUUGUAAUAUAUUUUUGCACACAAAUACAUUUAAAAACAAUUUUUCUAAGGUAUCGUACAUAUUAAUGCACCUGACCUGGGCUCUGCUGAAAUAUGGUGUUAGUGAUGCACAUAUAGUAUGAACUAAGUGCCUUAACAGCUGUAUUUUAUUGCAGCAAUAUAAAAAAUGAUCCAAAUGUUGUCAGAGCUCAGCUUGUCAAUAAUAUUUAACAUUUUUGUAUUCUUUUUAUAUAAACCAAGAUUGCCUUUCUUGCCCUGUUUUUUUUAUGCUGUAUUGUAACUAUUGUGUAGUGUUACUACUCUAAAGAAAUAAAGCGUAAUUUAUUUACUGUAAUAAUG